AGCAUUUUUCUGAAUAGAAGUUGUCGGCGCCGAUUUUGGAAACCCUAGCUCAUCUCCUCCGCCGGAAACGGCGUCUUCUACUCUAAAUCGCCGCCGAUCGGACACUACUACACCUUAUCGACUCCUUACCAAGACUAAUCUCCAGAUUUGCAACUACAAUACCACCAAAACAACCCCAAACCCUACAAAAUCGACACUGAAAAAAACCGACGGAAAUUUCUUCGCCGCCUGCUAAACGACGCCUCCGUCGUCGGUUCAACGAAGACGACGGAGAGUUGCGGUAGACCACAGCAAGAAUCCUUCUCUUAAGCUACUAAAUCAGAUCAAAAUCGGUUUCUAUUACAGAAUCGGAGAAGGAGUGGAUGACUUUCGAUGAUUCAAAGAAUAGAUCGAAAGUGAAAGACAAUGAAAUAUGCAAGAAGGAGAAGGAUCAAAGGAUAUAGCAGCCAGUUCAGCAAGAAAAUCAGAGGAAAUGAUCCCAAUAGAUUGCAAAUAGAAGUGGCAAAAAAGGCAAAUCAAUGAACACAAAUUCUAAAAUGAGUUGCAGGAACUUCGUGAUCCAGAAUAUGAAUGAGAGAUGGCACUCAAGAUUUCACAGAUGAGGUGCAUCACAGCAAUGACAAAUACAGGUGACUUGUUGAGUUAAAAAAAAAACCAACCUUAAAAAUAUAAUAGCCGCCUCUCACUCUCAACUCUUCAGAAAAAGGAAAGAGAAGGAAAAGAAAAGCGGCCUCUCUCUCUUCACUCUACAAUCAUUAUAGAGAGAAGAUAACAUUGCAAGCAUGGGCGGCUACAAUCAAGACAAAGCAACCGAAAUUAGGAUGGAAGAGCGUUGCUCUGUCAAUAGCCCACGACAGAUUCUGAGCUUCUCCAAGACCCGGGCGGCCAACGUCUCCUUCUCCGACGCCGAUCACCGCUCCCAGACCGAAUUAGGCGAAUUAGGCAUCUCCGGCGAGCACGGCCCCAAACUCUCUGAGGUUUAUGGAUUCGUCGGAUCCAUCACCACUGUUGUUUUUACAGUCAUAUUCAUCGUGUGGGCGUAUGUUCCUGACCAUUGGUUGCAUUCUAUUGGGAUCUAUUACUAUCCAAGCAGGUAUUGGGCUUUGGCGGUGCCAACUUACGUGAUGGUGACGAUUGUGCUGGCCGUCACAUUUUAUAUUGGCAUGAAUUUUAUGUUAACUCCUCCUCCUACCUCCUUAAAUAUAAUGUUUGAUGAAUUUAGUAGGGAAAUGCUGAGCAGUGUCCCUUUAGUAGAUGAUGACGAGCAGCCAAUUGAGCCUAUAUCUGACAUAGGCAUUAACAAAAUUAACAAAAUCAUGUUCGAAAGCUUCAAAUGAAGGUGUUUGAUUUGAGUAGAUCAUUCUGCAUGUAUCUAAAGUUAGAUUGUAGGACUUUCUCAUUUUUCCAGUUACCUCGUAGAGUUUAUGAAACAAAAUUAGACCAAGUGAUUUGUGGUGAAUGCUAUUAAAGCUAUCUCUAUGUCUUUACCAUGUACUUAUAAUUUAAUUGGGUUGAAUUAUGGAGCUGAAGGUCAGUUUCCAGCCUGCCCUCAAAUUUGAUGAUAACUUGUUGCUGCCUUGGCCUCGAAUAAUCAGCUUUGAGAAUUUUCAUUAUAACAAAUGAGAAAGUUUAUAUA
Molecule: messenger RNA, 1636 nt
Organism: Salvia hispanica
Lineage: Eukaryota; Viridiplantae; Streptophyta; Magnoliopsida; Lamiales; Lamiaceae
Product: phosphatidylinositol N-acetylglucosaminyltransferase subunit P-like
Source: RefSeq, a predicted model, not a curated record